Molecule: messenger RNA, 3067 nt
Organism: Arvicola amphibius (Eurasian water vole)
Lineage: Eukaryota; Metazoa; Chordata; Mammalia; Rodentia; Cricetidae
Gene: Sf1
Product: splicing factor 1
Exons: 14
Coding region: 394-2310 (638 amino acids)
Biological process (GO): regulation of mRNA splicing, via spliceosome
Cellular component (GO): nucleus
Molecular function (GO): mRNA binding; zinc ion binding
Source: RefSeq, a predicted model, not a curated record
GAGCUCAGUCCGCGCAGUAACAAAUGAAGUGCGCGCUGCGACACCUCCCAGCUCUCCCGGCCCCGCCGCCAUUUCGUCGCCUGGCCUAACGGUUCGGCCAAUCCCGACACGUAUCGGAAAGGACUAGCGCUCCACCAAUCGGAGGCCGCUGACUCCGAGCUCACCUCGGGCCGGCCCAAUCCAGACUCCGGUCCCGCCGCCACUAGCCCGCCCCCGCCGCAUCCUCUCUCCUCCCUCUUUGUGCGUCUGGCGCCGCCGCCGCCCGCCGCGUGAGAGGACUGGCUCCCCGCGCUCCUCGGCAGCGUAGUCGGGUCCCCUCCCCCCCGGAAGGUUCGCGAAGGAGAAGCCGCCGCCGAGGACGAGAAACCGCUGGUGCCGGUCCCCUGGGGCGCCAUGGCGACCGGAGCGAACGCCACGCCGCUGGACUUCCCAAGUAAGAAGAGGAAGAGGAGCCGUUGGAACCAAGACACAAUGGAACAGAAGACAGUGAUUCCAGGAAUGCCCACAGUUAUCCCCCCUGGACUGACACGGGAACAAGAAAGAGCUUACAUAGUGCAACUACAGAUAGAAGACCUGACUCGUAAACUGCGCACAGGAGACCUGGGCAUCCCCCCUAACCCUGAGGACAGGUCCCCUUCCCCUGAGCCAAUCUACAACAGUGAGGGGAAGCGGCUUAAUACUCGAGAGUUCCGUACCCGCAAAAAGCUUGAAGAGGAGCGACACACACUUAUCACAGAGAUGGUUGCUCUCAACCCGGACUUUAAACCACCUGCAGAUUACAAGCCUCCAGCAACACGUGUGAGUGAUAAAGUAAUGAUCCCCCAAGAUGAGUAUCCAGAAAUCAAUUUUGUGGGUCUCUUAAUUGGGCCUAGAGGGAACACUCUGAAGAACAUUGAGAAGGAAUGCAAUGCCAAGAUCAUGAUACGGGGGAAAGGAUCUGUGAAAGAGGGGAAAGUUGGGCGCAAAGAUGGUCAAAUGUUGCCAGGAGAGGAUGAACCCCUUCAUGCUUUAGUCACUGCCAAUACAAUGGAGAAUGUAAAAAAGGCAGUAGAACAGAUCAGAAACAUCCUGAAGCAGGGUAUUGAGACCCCAGAGGACCAGAAUGAUCUACGGAAGAUGCAGCUUCGGGAGUUGGCUCGUUUGAAUGGCACUCUACGAGAAGAUGAUAACAGGAUCUUAAGACCCUGGCAGAGCUCAGAGACACGCAGCAUUACCAAUACUACCGUGUGUACCAAGUGUGGAGGGGCUGGCCACAUUGCCUCCGAUUGCAAAUUUCAGAGGCCUGGUGACCCUCAGUCGGCUCAGGAUAAAGCACGGAUGGAUAAAGAAUAUUUGUCCCUUAUGGCUGAGCUAGGGGAAGCUCCUGUCCCUGCAUCUGUGGGCUCUACCUCUGGACCUGCCACCACUCCCUUGGCCAGUGCACCAAGACCUGCUGCUCCUGCCAGCAACCCACCACCACCGUCUCUCAUGUCUACAACACAGAGUCGCCCACCCUGGAUGAAUUCUGGCCCUUCAGAGAAUCGGCCCUAUCAUGGCAUGCAUGGAGGUGGUCCUGGUGGGCCUGGAGGUGGCCCCCACAGUUUCCCACACCCAUUACCCAGUCUGACAGGUGGGCAUGGUGGACAUCCCAUGCAGCACAACCCAAAUGGACCACCACCACCUUGGAUGCAGCCACCACCCCCACCGAUGAACCAGGGCCCCCACCCACCUGGGCAUCAUGGCCCUCCUCCAAUGGAUCAGUACCUGGGAAGUACGCCUGUGGGCUCUGGGGUCUAUCGCCUGCAUCAAGGAAAAGGUAUGAUGCCGCCACCGCCUAUGGGCAUGAUGCCGCCGCCUCCGCCACCUCCCAGUGGGCAGCCCCCGCCUCCUCCCUCUGGUCCUCUUCCUCCAUGGCAGCAGCAGCAGCAGCAGCCUCCGCCACCCCCUCCGCCCAGCAGCAGUAUGGCUUCCAGCACCCCCUUGCCAUGGCAGCAAAAUACGACGACUACCACCACGAGCGCUGGCACAGGGUCCAUCCCGCCAUGGCAACAGCAGCAGGCGGCUGCCGCAGCUUCUCCAGGAGCCCCUCAGAUGCAAGGCAACCCCACUAUGGUGCCCCUGCCCCCCGGGGUCCAGCCGCCUCUGCCGCCCGGGGCCCCUCCCCCUCCGCCGCCUCCGCCACCUGGUUCCGCCGGCAUGAUGAUCCCUCCCCGCGGCAGCGAUGGCCCGAGCCAUGAGAGUGAGGACUUUCCGCGCCCAUUGGUGACCCUUCCAGGCAGACAGCCUCAGCAGCGCCCUUGGUGGACAGGAUGGUUCGGCAAAGCAGCCUGAGUUAUUUUUGUGGACGGAAUCGGAACACGCUGGCUCCAUAUCGUGAAAUUUUUAUUAAUUUUUAUCUUUUUCCUUUGUUAUUUCCUUAUCUUUUCCUUUCUUCAGACUCCGUCCAAGGAGAUGCUCUCCCCGGUCUUCUGCUGCAGAUAGAAUCCUUUCCCUUGUCUCCAUUCCUCUCUCCCCAAGGAGAGAGGAGCAAAUGGUUAGGCACAGACUUUGGCCAUUAAUGUCAAGCUUGGUUGUGAGGGUGGGUCCUGUGUGGUUUAUCUUUGCCACCUUUUAAAGCAUCUUGAGAAUUUAGAUGUUGCUAGAUAGGGUUAAUCCAGCCCUGGGAUUCAUAGCUUCCUGUACUCCUGCCAGCAGUAAGUGGGACAGCCCAAGCCACUAUAGACCUGCCUGCCAGCCUGGAGUCUUCCAUGCUCCUGAUCACCUAAACUGCCUCAGAUGCCAUUUGCUUCUCUUCUUCCUGGAAAGCUUCCCUUUAUGUUUUAUUUUGACCCCAGAUGUCCAGAUGUUUUGCAGUAUCUGGGGCUUGUGCCCCUUGUUCUUCGUUCAGCUUCUUUGCCCCCUUGCCUCUACAUGGAGUGAUUAUGUUGACAAUAAUGUGUAAUGCGCAUUCUUUUCACUGGUUUAUCUACAGAAAUUUCUCUGGGUUUUUUUUUUUUGUUUUGUUUUUGUUUGUUUUGUUUUGGUGUUUGAUUCAACACUGCACUAAAGGGGGGAAUGUUCCAUUGAAUAAAAGAGCAGUGUGGUUUUC